Messenger RNA from Lentinula edodes (shiitake mushroom), 4508 nucleotides. RefSeq lists its product as uncharacterized. Lineage: Eukaryota; Fungi; Basidiomycota; Agaricomycetes; Agaricales; Omphalotaceae. The transcript is spliced from 4 exons. Bases 90 to 4082 code for a protein of 1330 amino acids. The record is from RefSeq and is a predicted model, not a curated record.
GAGAAAUUUCAAUUUCGCCCCUCUUAACAUCCCUCUCAGCUCCAUUUUUGGCAGCGACAGUGGUCGCUGUCCCAGUCGUUCCCUCCCUCAUGGCUAACAAGUCGCUCAACUCUCCCUCUUUUUCUCGCUUUUCUCGUAUGGGUUUUGGGCUUCGGAUAAAGUCCCAAUCAGCGUCUCCCAGUCCCCGAAUUCGUGAUUCCGCGAAGUCAAAUCAGGACAGCGACUGGUACAUUCCGUACAAUGGUCCGUACGAGCCUCCUCGAGACACCUACGUACGCAGCAAGGAGCCUUUGAGAGACAGUUGGGGAGACCCAGUGGUGGAUGCUCAGGCAGAAAAUGACGAAGAAAAUCCCAUAUUCAGUGAUGCCGAACUUCAUACUCGAUACGGAAACUGGAAUCCUGCAGACGAACGUAAAGGUCGCCCUAGAGCUCGUACCCAGUCUUCUUCUUCUGGUACUGUGGAUCCAAGUAGAGCCAGUAUGGCCACUGGGCGGCGCUCCACCGUCUCGCAUGUAGGCAAUCCUCCUCCUGUACCUUCUUACAUCAGUCUUGCAGGCGGAGUUGGGGAGUCUCCGGUUCCAAAUCCGCGUGCUGUUCGCGAAACUGCUUCGACCAAGAGGAAGAGUCUGGCUAGUCUGUUCACAUUUAAUAGUACGAGCAGAAAACUUUCAUCGUCUUCAAAGGCAGAGCGCCAACACACUCCCAAUACUCCUUCUCGCCUAUCAGAUCAGGGCCUUCACUCUAUUGGCCUUUCCAAGCUACCACAAACACCACAUUUACCAUCAGAUCCUGUAGCUGCAGUUGAAUUGUUCGGAGCUUCUGCGGCAACUGGUGAUGAAGAAUACUACAAUUCGUAUUAUUCAUCAUUGAUAAAUCAGCCUCAAAAUAACCAUCAAACUGCUCGUCAGCCUCCUGAUACAUCAUUUCAACAUACUCUGCAGCAACCGUCUUCACCUCAGAGCCUGCCAAACUCCGAACCCUCUUCUGCCACACAUCCUUACGCCUACGCCUAUUCAUCUUCGACUCCUCCCGCUGCCGAAACUCCCCGUUCUGCACCCCCUCCUAAAACCCAUUUCGAGCGCACACCUAUCCCUCAUAUAUACCCAGAGAAAUCCCGAGUAGUAUCUCCGGCUCAAAUUCUAAAGUCCAAGUCAAUCCCACAGACUAAAUCGCAUCUCCCGGGCCACGCCUUGAGUCUGAAGAACUCCAUCUCCUCUCCUGAUUUGCGUUCCAACAAUCGGAGCAAGUCAUUAAUACCGAAAGGGAAGGAUAGAUGGCUUUCUGCGGAAACCUGGUGCGACGCACUACUAUUUCCUCGUCCUCGCUUCAGACUGAAGCAGGAUAAGGACGCAAGUGCGUCAAAUCAUGCAGGAAGUGGUCGUAUCGUCAGUCCACCAGGUAGCCCCGUUUUGGGUUAUUUUUCCAACGCGAAUGCCGCUAAGCCAAGUAUAACAUCGCGCGUCCUUGCUCAUUCCCGGUCGAUGGUCGAUUUGAGCAAACCAACUGUUGCGGAACCAUCCAACCUACCUAGAACCGAAGCACAUCCACCUCCAGACCUACUCCAAAUUGCUCGCCCAUCUGAACAGUCUUCUCCUUUUCGUGCCCCACGGCCCAAAAGUUGGGCUUUAGACGACCUUGCGCUACCCAGUCCGGUUCCAUCAUUAGCCAGAGUUUUGGAAGAAGGUCAGAUCCUCGAACAUCAGCGGAAGAAAUGGCAGGCACAGGCAGUCAAUUCAUUCCAGAAUCAUCGAGCUCGUUCUCUUUCUCGAACUCGAACAAAAUCGCUUUCUUCGAAGCAACCCAAACGAAAGGAUAACUCAAAGCUAGACUUUCUUGCUGCUCGCGGUCUUCUGGGUGACCAGAAUGUUAUCCCGGUCAACGUAGUAAAACCUCGCCAAAGGUCAGAUAGUCAAACAGAAAGCCGUGGGACUACAGUUGGGCAAACCUCUUCCCAUCAUCAUCAUACAUCCUCACUUUCGAAAACCUUAACCAAAUCAUCUAAUAAGACCCACUCACGGAACCAUUCCCGGACUGAAUCUAUUGGUAGAUCUGCCGUUAGAAUGGUAAAAAAUACGGCAAACCAUCUAUGUGCAUUCGAUGGUGAAGGCGUCAGUCCUGCGGAGGAAAAGAUGGCUGGACUCGAAGGGGCAUUGCAGAAUAACGCGACCAAGGUAAUCACUUUUGCGGAUCCCGCUCAGAUGUAUAUCGAGUCGCCGUUGCCGAGUCGGAACGGUCAUUCUGUAUCGCCGACACCUUCUGGGAUUAGCGAGUCCAGGAUGGGCAUCGCACUCACGACACCACCUAUGACAGAAGAAACUUUUGAACCUAUAAGAAUGCCUGCUCACCCUUACGCCCAAGGAGGCUUUUCGUUCCUCACACCGCACAUUGAUUUUCAGUCCAAUGCUCGUGUUGAUCUCCCGUCAGCUCAAGCUAAGCCAUCCCAUGAAUCUCGGAUACAGAAUCCAAUCCCUGUUCCGACAUCAUGGCAUCCCUAUGCCCAAGCCGGCUCGUCCGCUCGUGACUCAUAUCAGAGCGAGAUGAAAAUCACGCCCCGCUUGCGCUCAGACAGUGACGUUCCACCGCCACAGAAGAUGUGGGCUCAAUGGUCCUCGGGUGUUGUCCAGGAGAUUCUACCAACCGAACUUCAAUACUCUCCCUAUCUGCCUGAUCAGAAAUCUAUGGUAGAGGAUGACUCGCAAGUACGGAAGCAGGUCAGAAAUUCAAGUCCGAUUUAUAAUACUGCCGGAGUUGGAGAAGCACUUGCAUUUGCUGCUAUGCAUAGAUACAGCAGGGAUAGUGGGAUUGGAACGAGCGAGGAACAUGCGUCUGCCCAGGCCGAGUAUGAAGCAGGGUCGAUCAGCAGUAAUCGGUAUCGAAAAACAACUCAGUACGAUGUGACACGCCCGUUGUAUCUGCAGAAAACUGUAGCCUCAAGCCCGCUCCAGGCUGCCAUCAUUCCCACUCCCACUCCUCCAUUAGAACUGAUGAGACAAGAGUCUUCAAAUUCGGGUGGCAACCAUUCUUCAGAUUCUUCGCCACCAAUGUCGCCACCACCACCGUUAGGAAAUGUGGAUGACCUGGCCACUUUUCAUGAUUUGUUCUAUCGUCCUAACAUCUCGAGGAAUGUUUCUAAUGAUGGCGCUACUCCCGCUCGGAUCAAUGGCAUACCUUGGGAUGUUGCCAGCGCUGGUCAACGAGGAAGCGGUCUUACCAGCAUUGCUCGACAGCUUACAGAAGAGCUUAGCGAAUCGCGGGACUCUUUGAAGAAUUCUAUUAGUUUUCGUUCCCAGUCUAGUUUAUCUGCGUUGCGUCAGAGUCUCUAUGAGGCUCGUACACCUCCUGCUGAUGCGAACAUGCGUUUUGUGUUCUCGGACUUGCCAGAGACUGCUUCGCUCAACACAAAUGGAGAGAGAAAGAACUUGCAAGCAAACAUCCUGACUUUCGAACCAUCGGUCCAAAUUUCAGAAGACGUAGAAUUAUCUAGAGCUUCCUCCCCUACACGAUCGCCCGUGGAUAAAGAUGAUGAUUUAGACACAGAUGAAUUCCGAGUUGGUCAAAUCGAGUCGAACAUCACUCCCCCCGCUGUUUCUGGCGUGAGUCGCGUCUCUCUUACUGGUCAAAUGGCGUUUGCCAUAGGAGAUGACGCACUUUCUGAGCAACACAAUAAUGAGGAUGUUCCGCCAUCAACCGCUCAUUUGACCACUGCCCACUCUAGUCUACAACCCCCUUCUGCCGGUCUCACACGCUCGAGCUAUAUGACUACCUCAGAUGGCUCCCGAAUGUCUGGGUUAUCCGAUUUUCCCGAUCCUCCUCUCCAACGUCUGACACCCGCUCACAUGUCGUUGCUCAGCUCGUAUUUUGACAAUACGAUAACUGAGAAGGAGAUUGCUGACGUCCGGGCCUACGGACAUGUGAAACCCGCUACUCGCUCUCGUUCCGGGUCUGUUCUCACGUCACGCCCGGAGGCUCAAGGUAGUAGGCCUCCAAUAGACGUUCCUGACAAACAGGAAGGCGUUUCUUUCGACGGAAAUGAGGAGAUUGACAAUCUCAUUGCUAGUCUUUCUCCCUCGUCUCAUUCGUGAACACUUAGGUUGUCAUUUUUACUUUUGCCACAUAUUUCCGUGUAUAAUUUUGCGUGGUUUCAGCAAAAUGUGUAUGUAUCUUUAACUUUAUCCUACUUAUUUUGUACUGUCAUCGCUUUCAAUUUGUACUUUAGAUGAUUAGAUCAUGAGCAUUAUUCUACAGUUAAAUACCUUUGCUACCUUCAUACAACUUGGUAAUUGCACAAGUUUGUUCUCUCUCACUGUAGGGUAAUUGGAAGACGUGCUGUCGGGUGUAUGGCAUCCCACUGGACCAAGUAAUGUUGUGGAGGUUCGCCAAUACAAUUCAGCGCAUGCGUAGAAUUAUGAAUAGUAAUAGGAAUCGCCCGACACUCGAUUUAGCCGUCGAAAUAGGCGCUCAAUACCAUGUUGGAAGGCGCUUAUUUUGCGUCAACAAUUUCAAAUUCU